Syzygium oleosum is the source of this 2098-nucleotide messenger RNA. RefSeq names its product seed biotin-containing protein SBP65-like. The transcript has 3 exons. NCBI's taxonomy places the organism in Eukaryota, Viridiplantae, Streptophyta, Magnoliopsida, Myrtales, Myrtaceae. The record is from RefSeq and is a predicted model, not a curated record. Bases 235 to 1866 code for a protein of 543 amino acids.
UUCCCGCAAUGUCUCCCAUCUUCUCAACACGUGGCGCCGUGCCAGUCGACAAGUGUAUCCCGCCAUGCACACCACGUCCAUCGAUCUCACCCCUCUUCUUCUUCUGCGUGAUCUGCACAAGGCCACCGUCGUUCUCGUUCCAUAUCCCUUCAUCAGUUAUCGCUUUUGAAAGUCCAAACGCACGACCCACAAGUCUCAGAAUCGCACAACACACACAGACUCGAGAGAGCUAACAUGGCUUCAGAUCAAGUCUCGCGCAGAAGAGAGAACACCACGACCGAGCGAGAGAUCCACGUGGAGACCGACAAGGUCCCGAAGAUGACGAUCCACUUCGAGUCCCUCGCCGACAAAGCUCGAGCCUCGGACCCGGCCGGCGGGAAAGAGACUCCGCACGGCGAGGCCCGGCCGAGGGACGGGUCGCUGGAGCGAGAGGGGAGAGAGACCGCGAGACAGACGGAGACGAUGGCCCGACAAGAUGGAGAAGGGAUGAGGGAGGAGGAGAAGGAGGAGAGGAGUGGUGACAGCAAGCAGCUGGAGUCUUUGGCGGAGAAAGUGAAGACCAUUGACGUGGGAGGUCAAAAGGGGGGUCACGAGGGUGGUGAGAGAGGGGGUCGUGGGACGAGAGGAGAGUCACUGGCGGAGAAGGUGGAGAAGACAGAGAUUGGCGGAGCGCCCACGAAAGGAGUGAGUAGGGGUGAGGAGGGAGAGAAAGGGAGAGAAAGAGCAGGUCAGGAGGGGAGAGAGAGGAGCGAAGGUGGUCGUCCACAUCGCGAGGAAGGUGGAAGGAGGACAAAGAGUGAGACUCUUCAAGUUGAAGAGAAAGGAGGCCAAAUGAGAGGAGAAAGUGCCGCAGCAACGGAGAGAAAAGGUGGCGAGGAGAUGCAGGGCCAAAAAAAAGGCCAAGAAGAAGAAGCACAACCUACUCUAGAAGAAGUUUCGAGAUUAAGAGCAUUGGCCCAGCAGAAUUCGAUGGAUAUACUAAGAGCUGCAGAGGAGCGCUAUAACCAAGCCAAAGAACAAGCAAAAGUAUUCGCGAACCAAGGAUUCGGUAAAGCAUCUGAGAAGGCCGCUCAAACAAAAGACACGUUCCUUCACGGUGCUCACGCCACGACCGAGUACGUGGCAGAGAAGGGUGCGGCCGUCAAAGACACAGCCAUGGAAAAGGGUCAACAGGGUCUUGGGGCUGCAAAGGAAACCGUGCUCAGUGCUGGAAAAACUGCUAGGGACUACACCGUUCCAAAGACAGAGCAAGCUAAGGACUACACGAGCAAGCAGAUGUUUAGUAGAACCAUCAUGCAAAUUCUAGAAACAGAAGGUGCUGAACAGGCCAAAGGUGUAGUCACACAAGCCAAAGAAAUGGUGGAAGGAGGGGCUAGAAAGGCGAAGGAGAGUACCCAGGAAAUCCUCGAGGGAUCAACCAAGGAGGGAAAGACAGGGACCGGCGAGCAGGUUGUUCAGGGCAAAACAGGACACAGAAAGACCGAGGAGCAGCAGCCCAGAGGCAGUGCACUGGCUGAACAGCCCAAAGGUGUAGUCACACAAGCCAAAGAAAUGGUGGAAGGAGGGGCUAGAAAGGUGAAGGAGAGUACCCAGGAAAUCUUCAAGGGAUUGACCGAGGAGGGAAAGAUAGGAACCGGCGAGCAGGUUGUUCAGGGCAAAACAGAACGCAGAAAGACCGAGGAGCAGCAGCCCGGAGGCGGUGUACUGGGUGCAAUUGGCGAGACUAUCGCGGAGAUUGCGCAGACAACCAAGGAGUACGUGGUGGGCCGGGAUGAGCCAGGUGGCGAAGAGGCGAACCUUGCCUUCUCGGCCUCCUCUACGGAACCUAGCAAGCAAGGAGAGCAUAACCAAGACCGCAGUAAAUAGAGGUUGGCCAGGGAAGGUUUCAUAGCUGUUUCGAUUUAGGAUGAAAAGAGGAACGUAGGGUUGAGAGGUGUGCCACGGUGAAACGGUGAGGAAGUAAGAACAAGCGAAGUAAAAUAAAACAGUCUGCUAGCUUCUGUUCUAGUGAACUGGUAGAUGUACAGUUCAGAGAAUGUUUGUUGUAUGUCUUUGGUGAAUUCCCGUGUAAUCUACGAUUCUGGUGUAGUUCAAAGUU